Tetrapisispora phaffii CBS 4417 is the source of this 393-nucleotide messenger RNA. RefSeq names its product DNA-directed RNA polymerase core subunit RPC19 (gene RPC19). Gene Ontology annotation, cellular component: RNA polymerase I complex; RNA polymerase III complex. The transcript has a single exon. Bases 1 to 393 code for a protein of 130 amino acids. NCBI's taxonomy places the organism in Eukaryota, Fungi, Ascomycota, Saccharomycetes, Saccharomycetales, Saccharomycetaceae. Gene Ontology annotation, molecular function: DNA-directed RNA polymerase activity; protein dimerization activity; DNA binding. Gene Ontology annotation, biological process: DNA-templated transcription. The record is from RefSeq and is a predicted model, not a curated record.
AUGAGCGACGAAGUACAAACAAGCAAGCCUGUAGACGAGAUGGAGGUCGACUCAGUCCCGGAAGUGGACGAGGUCGACGUUAACGCUGUCGACGAGGACAAGAUCAAGAUAUUGCCCAAUGCGACCUCGCCGGACGGCACGUCUGCUUCCUUCCAGAUCAGCGAGGAGGACCACACAUUGGGCAACGCCCUCCGUCACAUCAUCAUGAAGAACCCAGAGGUCGAGUUCUGCGGUUAUUCGAUCCCACAUCCCUCGGAAACACUAUUGAAUUUAAGAAUACAGACAUACGGAAACACCACCGCUGUCGAGGCCUUGCAAAAAGGUCUCAAGGACCUGAUGGAUAUGUGCGAUGUGGUCGAGGAGAAGUUCACCCAACGCAUCAAGGAGCUAUAG